AUGGAGAGAUCUCACUCUCAGACUCAGUACAGGAUGUAUGUGAAGAGAGAACAGCACUCACACCUUGGAGAUUACUCAUCGUGGGAAGAAAGGGCUUUUGCUGAAGACGCAGCAAGGAUACUUGGUGGGAACAUGUGGCCUCAAAGAUCUUACUCUUGCACCUUUUGCACAAGAGACUUCAAAUCUGCUCAAGCCCUUGGGGGUCACAUGAAUAUCCACCAAAGGGACAGGGCUAGGCUCAAACAACAAAAUCAUCUUAGCCCUCAUCACAAAAAUCAUCAUUUCAUCAUCAAAUCCUUAUUAGGUAAUAAUAAACUUCAUUUCUCAUCUGCACCAGAAAUCUCCACCCAGUUAGAUUGUGGUCUUACUCAUCAUGCUUGUUAUUCUUCUAGCCCUGCAACUACAAUCACAACAACCAGACUCUUCUCUUGUAUAUCAUCCACACAAGAUCAAAAUUGUGGCCACCAUAAUUUUUCACCUUCUUCUUCUAAUUCUUGUUCUUCUUCAAUUAUCUUGGGACACGUAGGGUCUCCUAAUUCAGAACAAGAAGGGGUAGUCAAAGCAAGGGACUAUAAAUUUAAUGGCUUGGGUUGUAGUAAUUAUGUUGAAACAAGUUUGUCUGUUGGACUGACUUCAAUGUUUGGCCAAAAUUCAUCAUCACCAACAACCGUUCCUUGUGGGGACAGAUCCAACAACAGUUGCAAGAGACUAAGGAGUAGCAUUGUUUCUUCUCUGCCUCUCUUUCCCAAGCCAUGUUCAAAUGAUAAAAGCUCGGCUUUUCAACCUGUGGUACAUGGAACGGUUGAAGACUUGGAUCUUGAACUCAGGCUAGGGAAACGUAACAGAAACUUAAGUAGUUAA
Messenger RNA from Glycine soja, 861 nucleotides. RefSeq names its product zinc finger protein 10-like. The record is from RefSeq and is a predicted model, not a curated record. Lineage: Eukaryota; Viridiplantae; Streptophyta; Magnoliopsida; Fabales; Fabaceae. The transcript has a single exon. Bases 1 to 861 code for a protein of 286 amino acids.